AUUUGCGUAGUUUCGCAAUUUUUCACUAUCAAUUUUUUCCCUUCACUAGCGGGAAAUAUAAACCAGUUUUGCAGAUCUUUUUUGCAGAAAAAAGUUCACAAUAAUAACAUGGAAAUGGAGGAGCCGUCGGUAUCGCCACCAUCGCCGGCGGGAGAAGAAGACGACGAGCACGACUCGAAGGAGAGGGUUCUGCAGCGGUACUUCCUUCAAGAAUGGAAGCUCGUCAAGUCCCUCCUCGACGACAUCGUUUCAGCUCGCCGGGUCUCCGAUCUCUCUGCCGUCCACAAAAUCCGAUCCAUAUCUUGCUACAAGAAUGGCUUUGGGAGAAAUAAUAGUUCAUAUUUGAUGGUUGCUUGUGAAUGGUUCAAAAAGAUGGAUAAGUAUCAGGAGCAAGGCCAAUUAAUAGAGCCUUAUCUCGAGAGCAUUGUCUCACCUCUGAUGGACCUUGUCCGCUCGAGAACCACGGAGUUAGGUGCUUCCUCUGAUGAAAUUAUGGAAGUGAUCAAGCCUAUAUGCAUCAUAAUCUAUUCCCUGGUUACUGUUUGUGGAUAUAAGUCCGUGAUCAAGUUUUUCCCCCAUCAGGUUUCUGAUUUAGAACUUGCAGUAUCUCUUUUGGAAAAAUGCCAGAACACAAAUGCUGCAACAUCAUUGAGGCAGGAAAGUACUGGAGAGAUGGAAACAAAAUGCAUCAUACUUCUUUGGUUGUCCAUUCUUGUGUUGAUUCCCUUUGAUAUUUCAUCCGUGGACACUAGCAUAGCCAUUGGCAAACACAGUGGGAAAGAUGAGCCUCCUCCGUUGGUCAUGCGGAUUAUAGAAUCAUGUAAGGGGUAUUUGUCGAGUGCAGGUCCUAUGCGGACCAUAGCUGGAUUACUGCUUUCAAAGCUCUUAACACGGCCAGAUAUGCUGAAUGCAUUUACCAGCUUCAUUCACUGGACACAUGAAAUUAUAUCAUCUGUGGAAGACAGUGUCGUAGAUCACUUCCGAUUAUUAGGUGUUAUUGAGGCUCUUGCUUCCAUUUUUAAGAUGGGGAAGCGCAUUCCCAAUUCCCUCCUAGUUUACUUCUUUUUAGCCAAUUUUGGUUGUCCUUGGUUUGAUUUCAUGCGUAAAUUAUCUCUUCUUCUCAAGUGGAAACUUCUGGACGAGAAAUUGGAGUUUCUAUAUGAUUCUGCGUUACUGACCCAUCCAUAUAUUCAAAUGUUACAGUUUGUGUAUCAAAGGAAUGGAUUUAGGAUCAAAUAUCUGGGUAGAAACAACACUCUUGGAGAAAAUAUGUCAUCGAAUGUGACAAGAGAUUGCACCCAAACAAAUCACCUGUUAAACGUGAACUCCUGUAAUGUCUCUCAAGAAGAAAGCUGCCUUCAAGAGGAAGAUAUGGAUAUUCCAGAUAUUCUAGAAGAUAUUAUUGAGCUGUUGCUUUCAGGAUUGCGAGAUGCAGACACUGUUGUGCGCUGGUCAGCUGCAAAAGGUCUUGGUCGCAUUACUUCACGUUUAACUUACUCUCUUUCAGAUGAAGUUCUGUCAUCUGUAUUAGAACUUUUUUCUCCUGGUGAGGGAGAUGGCUCAUGGCAUGGUGGAUGCUUGGCAUUGGCGGAACUGGCUCGCAGAGGAUUGCUCUUACCAAUCAGUUUUUCUAAAGUUGUUCCUGUCAUCAUAAAGGCUUUACAUUAUGAUAUUCGAAGAGGGCCUCAUAGUGUGGGAUCUCAUGUACGUGAUGCUGCGGCAUAUGUUUGCUGGGCUUUUGGCCGUGCAUAUUACCAUAUGGACAUGAAAGAUGUGCUCUCACAACUCGCACCACAUCUUCUAACUGUGGCAUGCUAUGACCGUGAGGUUAAUUGCAGAAGAGCAGCUGCUGCUGCUUUCCAGGAAAAUGUAGGGAGACAAGGAAAUUUUCCUCACGGCAUUGAUAUAGUAAAUACGGCUGAUUAUUUUGCACUGUCCUCCCGUGUGAACUCGUAUCUUCACGUUGCUGUUCAUAUUGCUCAAUAUGAUGGCUACCUUCAUCAAUUUGUGGAUGUGCUACUUCAAAGUAAGAUCGGUCAUUGGGACAAGAGUCUGAGAGAACUUGCUGCCACCGCACUUUCUGCUCUUGUGAAAUUUGAUCCUGAAUAUUUUGCGAAUGUUAUUUUGGAGAAAUUAGCUCCUUGCACUCUAUCAUCUGAUUUAUGCAUGCGACAUGGUGCAGUCUUGGCCACUGGGGAGAUGGUUUUGGCUUUACAUAUGUAUAACUACAUUCUUCCCACAGAUAAGCAGAAAGUUGUAGCCGGUAUAGUCCCCGCAAUUGAGAAAGCACGGCUUUAUCGCGGCAAAGGAGGAGAAAUAAUGCGGUCUGCUGUUUCUCGCUUUAUCGAGUGCAUUUCUCAAGCUCAAGUGUCUCUGACUGACAAGACCAGAAGAAGUUUACUCGAUACUCUAAAUGAGAAUUUGAAACAUCCUAAUUCUCAAAUACAGAAUGCUGCUGUUGAAGCCCUUAAGCACUAUAUUCCUACUUAUCUUGUGUCCAUGGAAAAGAAGGGAGUCAAUGAUAUAUUAUCAAGAUACCUUGAACAGUUGACCGAUCCCAAUGUGGCUGCAAGACGAGGAUCAGCUCUUGCUAUAGGAGUUCUGCCUUUUGAAUUUCUGGCUAAAGAUUGGAAAUCAGCACUAACAAAGCUUUGUUUUUCAUGCGGAAUUGAGGAUAAUCCUGACGACAGGGAUGCCGAAGCACGUGUGAAUGCUGUUAAAGGGCUCGUCUCUGUCUGUGAGACUUUAACUGAGGCAGAUCAAUUUUCUGCUUUAAUUUCGCAAAAAGACCGCAAUUCCCUGUUUAAAUUUAUCAGGAAUGAAGUGAUGUGCAGUCUUUUUAAAGCUUUAGAUGAUUACUCAACCGACAACAGAGGUGACGUGGGUUCUUGGAUUCGUGAGGCUGCAAUGGAUGGCCUCGAGAGAUGUACGUAUAUCCUCUGCAAGGAAGAUUCUAUUAAUCAAGAUAACUCGUCAGGUCCGGAACAUGAGAAAAAUGAUGGCCUCCAUAGUGACCAAAUUGGCUCAUAUUUUGAUGCCAGCUUGGCAAACGAGUUAGUUGGAGGCCUCGUCAAGCAAGCUGUAGAGAAGAUGGAUAAAAUAAGGGAAUCGGCAGGAACAAUUCUCCAAAGAAUCCUGCAUAAUAAAAUGCAUUUCGUGCCGAAUAUACCACACAGGGAAGUUCUCGAACGAGUAGUUCUGAAUGAGGCUGAUCUUAAGUGGGGGGUUCCAACAGUCUCGUAUCCUCGUUUUAUUCAACUUCUUGAAGUUGGUUGCUAUAGUAAAUAUGUGGUUUCUGGGCUGGUUAUCUCUAUUGGCGGGAUUCAAGAGUCUUUGGCAAAGGCAUCACUUAGUGCUUUGUUAGAUUAUCUUCAGGGUACAGUAACCAAAGGCCAUGAUGACUCUCGAGUGUUGUCAUUCUCUGAUGACAUUCUGUGGGUUCUUGAAAAAUAUAGAAGAUGUGACAGAGUCAUCAUACCUACGUUGAAGACAAUCGAGACACUUUUCAGGGAGAUGUUAUUGCUGAACAUGGAGGCACAAACUCCGGUUUUCUGUGCUGGUGUUUUAGAUUCUCUUGGAGCAGAGCUUAGAGGAACAAAGGAUUUCUCUAAAUUAAGGACAGGAAUUGCAAUACUCGGAUAUGUUGCUUCAAUAUCGGACCCCAUCAGCAAAAGGGCAUUCUCUCAUCUGCUGCUGUUCCUCAGCCACCGAUUUGCCAAGAUCCGAAAAUUUGCAGCCGAUGAAGUUCUUGUUGUCCUACAGGCAAACGGUAACCUAAUGGCUGAGGACAAACUAGAUGAAGCCACAGAGAUCAUUACACAAACUCUCUGGGACAUCAAUAUAGAAGAAGCUAAGACGAGUAGGCUACAGCUCCAAGAGCUGGCUGGUCUUGAAAGUCAACAAACGGUAAACAGCAGUUGGACUAAAUCGGAAAAUGGUGUUGAGAGGAAACGGGCGUCGGCUGACGAGAAUGCUUCGUACUCCUCGUUAGUUGGGUCAGCUGGUUUUUAGGAGUGCUUGUGUUUGUUCUGUGUUGUUUUCCAGCUUCCCGCUUGCUUGCUUGUUUGGUAAGAGAUUUUGGUUUGAAUCUCCAAUGAAACUGUAGAAAUACGAUGCAUUCAUUUGGCAUAAAUGUGGUGAGGAUUGAUGUUACAAACUCUUAUUUCAGAUUUUUUUUUUUUUAUUAAUAAUUUUUAUUUACUUUUUCUACCCCACUUUAUUGUAUGAGACCAUCUAUUAUCAGUCUUUAGCGCUGUUAAACAAAUCGAUUUGAUCCGCUUGUAUGUGCAGCUCAGCUUAAGGUUCGAGCUCGGUUCGUGUUGAGAAAUAUGAGUUUGUACUUGAUUUCCUAAA
This is a messenger RNA of Striga asiatica, 4353 nucleotides long. The record is from the annotation of a GenBank genome assembly. Lineage: Eukaryota; Viridiplantae; Streptophyta; Magnoliopsida; Lamiales; Orobanchaceae.